This is a messenger RNA of Grus americana (Whooping crane), 2490 nucleotides long. It is a transcript of the gene LYPD6, whose product is annotated as LY6/PLAUR domain containing 6. Bases 453 to 1004 code for a protein of 183 amino acids. Gene Ontology annotation, biological process: positive regulation of canonical Wnt signaling pathway. Lineage: Eukaryota; Metazoa; Chordata; Aves; Gruiformes; Gruidae. The transcript has 5 exons. The record is from RefSeq and is a predicted model, not a curated record. Gene Ontology annotation, molecular function: acetylcholine receptor inhibitor activity.
CAGAAUAAUAACAUAAUUGUUUGAUAUGUAUAUAUAUAUGCUUGAAAUAAUCCACCAUCUAAUUUUUAAUGAAGCAUGAAAGAAAACUAGAGCUCAGCACAAUCCGUGCCCGGCGAAGAUCCUAAUCUUCCCUUCCCGACAGCGGAGAGCUGCAGCGGCGGGCACAUUCGUUCCAUGACCGAGCAGCGCGGCUGUCGCCGGCCCCGGGAGGGAGCUGUACCGAGCCCGCAGCCCGAGGGGCCGCCGCCGGGCCGGGGGAGCCGGGAGUCGGGAGAGGGCAGCGAGCGGCCGGGCGGCACCGCCCGCGGGGGAGCACCGGGGGGACGGGCCCGGGGUCCCCCGUCCGCCGGCUCUGCCGAGGGCGCGAUGGAAACUCCCUGAAUGGAGCCAGGACACACGCGCUGCAAAGGUGAGGAUCUUCGGCCGCCGCAUGAAUACGGCUUCGCCCGGCGAUGGCCUCGCAGCCCACGCCAGCAUGGGUGCUGCUGCUCAGCCUGCUGGCCAACUGCCUGCAAGCCGUGCAGCCCAAGGACUUCACCGUGAAGGACAUCGUCUACCUCCAUCCUUCCACCACACCGUAUCCUCACGGAUUUAAAUGUUUCACCUGCGAAAAGGCAGCAGAUAAUUACGAAUGCAACCGAUGGGCUCCGGAUGUCUAUUGUCCAAGAGGUACAAGAUACUGUUUCAGCCAACACAUGAUGAAAGCUACUGGAGAGAGCGUAUCUGUCACCAAACGCUGUGUACCAUUAGAGGACUGUCUGUCUACGGGUUGCACAUAUGUAAAGCAUGAAGAAUACAAGAUCUGCACCUCCUGCUGCGAAGGGAGCAUCUGCAACCUGCCCCUGCCAAGGAACACAACAGACGCCGUAUUUACAACCCUCUCCCCCCUCAACAAAACACAGAGACUUUCACAUCCCGUCCUGCUGACAACGGCGUGUCUCUGGCUGGGGCUGAUGUCACAGCGCUGGGUCACGCUGCCACGCGUGGCGGGUCCGGACAGCUGAGCUGGGUGACAUCAUCUGCGCGAACGUUCAACCUCUCCCUACGGAGCCGCGCUUUGGGGUUGCCUUAGAAAGACUGGGUUUCCUCCUUAUUUUUUGGCAAUGAUGAACUAGUGAGCCCGGGAUGUGGACGCAUCCGAAGCGGGUAAACCCAUCACGUUUCUCCACUCUUUUCUGAAGAAACUCAUUCCAAAUGUUCCCAGAAUCCCUGGCUGAGACCGAUACAUACACUUUCCUUAAUGCCUGUCUUUUCUCCAUGAAGAAAUGUUAUUUAAAAGUACUUUAUCACUGCCAGCUGCUGUUAUCAUCACUUACACAUUUGAAACUUUCUUGUUAUAAUUUGUCACAGCACUAACUCCGGCGUCUCGUUAACCCGUUUCGAGAACACAGGGUACAUAAUACAUAGGUCAGCAUGUCUUGCCGUCUCCCCGCAUCCCCUGCUCUCGGCGAGGGUUUUGCUGGAAGGGAUGAGGUCAAAGGAGCAGCAGCAGCUUGCAUCAGGCCAGCGUCGCACACAGAUGCUUCCUCCGAGGUUGUCCACCAGCAGCACGAAUAACACCACACGCUGGGACGUGCGGGGCAUCGCUUUGGUUUAUAAGCCAAACCAGAAAAAAACUCUCAAAUCUCCGUUCCCGGAGCGUGAUGAGAGGGGGGUGGGUGUGUGGUCCCCGACCCCGUCUCGAGGAGGAAGGCGUACGCAGCGCUGCUGGGUGUGCGGGUUGAGAUGCCGGCGCCGGCCGAGCCGACAGGUUCCUGGUGGUUUGGGGCUUUGCAUAUUUUCACAUUUUGGCACCUGGUCCUACAGCAGGAGAGAGUUCAUCCUGAAUAGCUUCUGUUGUUUUAUUUAAUGCACUCCCACUCCGGAGUGGGGACUAGCUGCAGCUGUAUUUUGGUGACCUGUGUUGCUUGUUUUGCUCGGAAAUCAUGUAUGCAAUAUUUAUUUUUGUAUGUUGAGUAAGAUCUAAAGUGUUUAAAAGAUUCUUAAUACUGAUAUUGCCAGGUAAAAUGGUUGUUUUGCAAGUAGGUAAGCCUGUAAUAUAUAAAUUAUCAUAUAAAUAUAUAUAUAAAAUGUUUUGCAUUAUUAUUGAAAGAGAAUCAGCUUUGUUUUGCAGGGUCAGUAAUAAAAGCAGGGUAUCCAUGGACUUGUUUUAAAGUUAAACCAAACUUUUUAAUAAUUUUUUGUUUGCUUGUUUUUUGAAAACACCACUAUAAUCAUAAAUUGUUCUUUUAUGAGCUAAUUUUUGGCUCCUCGUGCUCCAAGGUAACUUGCGCUUUAUCAAGUUCCAGUGUGCUUGUGCUCGGAAGUGAUUUUUUUUUUUUUUUUUUGGGGGGGGGUGAGUUACACAGUGAAAGGGAAAGGCAGAUGAAGGAAGCCAACGCUGGAACCCAAACACUUUGUAAACACCUUCGGUGCUUUGAAAGGGCUCCUGGAGGGUACCAGCAAACCCCCACCUAGCAGCAUCUGCCUGCGGUACCAUUAAUAGCCGGA